This is a messenger RNA of Juglans regia (Persian walnut), 1445 nucleotides long. Its product is annotated as 50S ribosomal protein L4-like. Gene Ontology annotation, molecular function: structural constituent of ribosome. The record is from RefSeq and is a predicted model, not a curated record. NCBI's taxonomy places the organism in Eukaryota, Viridiplantae, Streptophyta, Magnoliopsida, Fagales, Juglandaceae. Gene Ontology annotation, biological process: translation. Gene Ontology annotation, cellular component: ribosome. The coding region runs from base 266 to 1219 and encodes 317 amino acids. The transcript has 9 exons.
GGCUUCACGCACUGAGGCGGGGCAACUACUACUCCCUCAUUACGUGUGCUAAGUGGGUUUUCAUUUUUGCGUAGCACGUCCCUCCCUUUCUUUGGUUUGCCUCCUUCCACCCAACGCACUCUCCGGCAGCGCAUUGCCGGCCAUCAAUAUCCAGACGAAUUUAUUCAGAAAUAUUUCUGAAGCGACGUUGAAAAGAUGAACAGGUAGAUUCGUUUACUUUAGUUGGAUUAAACUUCGAUGAGUCUUUGCUAGUUCGUUUGAGUAUAUGGCGGUGUCAAUGUCGAGAAGGCUUUUACGUUCCCUUUAUGGGCCCUUAUAUGCAUUCGGCCGCUGUGAUUCUCCAACGAUCACAUUUCGAUCGUUUCGUACUUAUUAUGACUUGUGCGGCCAUCUUCAUGGAGAUAAUAUAUUUUCUCCAGGAUCCUCUGGUCUUUUCAAGGGUGGAUCAUCUGUCGCAGCUAAUAGAUGGCUUUCAACAUCCAUUCUGACCCCUGAAUCGGGUGAAGGAGCUUUUCCCUCUCAUUUAUUGUCCACGAAGCCUCUAGCAAUGGCCGAGCGUUCUAUAGGACUUUAUCAGGACCUGGUAAUUCCAGUAACUAAUUUUCACAACGAAGACAAGGGUUUCAUGGUUUUGGCUGGUGAUGUUUUUGACGUGCCUAUUAGGAAGGAUAUUGUUCAUCGUGUUGUACUAUGGCAGCUUGCAAAACGACAACAGGGAACACAUUCCACAAAAACUAUUAGUGAGGUAAGUGGCACUGGGAGAAAGCCUUGGCGGCAGAAGGGUACUGGUCGAGCAAGGCAUGGAACAUUGCGUGGACCCCAGUUUAGGGGCGGUGCUACUAUGCAUGGUCCUAAGCCACGAAGUCAUGCUAUCAAGCUGAAUAAGAAGGUUCGGCGUCUAGGGCUGAAGAUUGCUUUGACAGCACGUGCAGCAGAAGGAAAGCUUCUAGUAUUUGACGAUUUGGAGGUUCCUACACAUAAGACCAAGAAUUUGGUGAACCAUGUCAAGCAAAUGGAGAACACCAAGAAACUUUUGCUGGUGGAUAGUUGCCCGAUAGGCGAAAAGCUGAAGUUAGCCACCCAAAAUCUACAUUAUGUAAAUGUACUGCCAUUGAUUGGUUUGAAUGUCUACAGCAUCCUGCUUCAUGACACAUUGGUGAUGUCCCGUGAUGCUGUAAACAAAAUUGUUGAGAGGAUGCACACUCCGAUUAACCGUUAAAGUACUAUGCACUCUAUAAGCUCGCCCGCUGUUCCCUGAUAAUAGGAAUUAUAUUUCUCAUCCGUAGAAGAAAAGGAAUCCAAAACAUAAUCAUGUUUUACUUCUAUCAAAGUAUGCACAUGCAUGGCUGGACAUGUUGAUUUUUGUUGUGUAUUGACAUUUGUAUCUUCAGCUUAGAAUUUUGCAGUUGAAUUUAGGCUAUUCUCUCCAUUAUGACUACCAGAAA